AUGCAUCUUGGCUGGACUGAUUAUGGAGUAUUAAUUAUUUUAUUGGGUUUAUCAGGAUUUAUUGGCCUUUAUCAUGGUUGUAUUCGAUCAAAACAAUUAUCUACUAAUGAAUUUCUUAUUGCUGAUGGACGAAUGAAAACUUUACCAACGGCGAUGAGUUUAUUAGCAAGUAUUAUGUCGGCAGCAACAUUACUUGGUGGUCCGGUUGAAAUUUAUGCAUAUGGAACUAUGUAUCUUUAUUGGAUUGUCGCUUGGCUUACUGGUGCUUAUUUUACAGCAAAUUUAUUUAUUCCAAUAUUUCGUCGAAUAGGAAAUAUUAGUAUAUAUGCUUAUUUUGAACAACGUUUUUCAUUAUCAGUUCGAAUUAUUAUAACAAGUAUGUUUGUUAUAGUCAAUAUGAUUUUUCUAGCUAUUAUUCUAUAUGGACCAAGUUUAGCAUUAAGUCAAGUAACUGGAUUACAUAUAUGGUUUGCAAUUGGUUCAUGUGGAAUUAUUUGUACACUUUAUACAAGUAUUGGUGGAAUAAAAGCAGUUAUAUGGACUGAUGUUGCACAGACAAUAACGAUAUUUUUUGGCAUAGUUUUAUCGAUUAUUUUCGGAUUUAUUAAUACUGGUGGAAUUCGAAAAGUAUUUGAAAUUGCAAUCAAUGGUAAUCGAAUUCAAUUUGCUAAUAUAACAUUUGACUUAUCAACUCGAUAUACUAUUUGGAGUAUUAUUAUUGGAGGUAGUUUUUAUACUACAGCUGUAUAUUCAUGUCUUCAAACUCAAGCACAACGAUUUAUGUGUGUAAAAAGUACACGAGCAGCACAAAAAGUUGCUUGGAUGAAUUUUAUUAUGUAUUCCAUGUUUAUAUUACUUUGUGCAUGUGUUGGAUGUAUUUUAUAUGCUAAAUAUAAUCGAUGUGAUCCUUUACGAGCUAAACUUAUUUCUAAACCUGAUCAAUUGUAUCCUUUAUUUGUAAUUGAAACAUUGGGACAAUUUCCUGGUUUAACAGGUUUAUUUAUUGCUGGUAUAUUAAGUGCAUCAUUAAGUACAAUAUCAAGUGGAAUAAAUAGUAUAGCAACUGUUAUUCUUGAAGAUAUUUAUAAACGAAUAGUAAUUGAAAAUUCUAUAUCAGAUAAAAAGCAAGCUAUUAUUUCAAAAAUUUUAUCUCUUAUAAUUGGUAUUCUUGUCGUAUUUUUGGCAUUUAUUGCAUCUUAUUUAGGUGAUAAUAUUCUUGUAAUAGUUCUUCAAAUUGCUGGAUCAUUUGUUUCACCGAUACUUGGAGUUUAUUUACUUGGAUUUUUUGCACCACGAGUUAAUAGUCGAAGUGUUCUGGUAGCAUUUUUUUUGUGUAUGAUAUUUCAAAUAUGGGUUCUUCUCGGAGCUAGUCUAACAAUACAACAACAUAUACAUAAAAGUGGACGAUUACCAAUAUCUGUCAAUGGAUGUUUGCCAAGAAUUAAUAUUACUCAAUCUAUUCCUAUACAUCAAAGUUCAAAUAAUGUCCUAUUGCCACUCUAUUCGAUAUCUGUCAUGUGGUAUUCUUUUAAUGGUGUUUUUUUGACUGUUAUUUUCGGUUUACUUGGAAUAUUUAUAUUUGGUUCGAAUGAUCCUACAACAGUAGAUAAAUCAUUAUUGGCAUCAUGGAAAGAUAUAUUUAGUGGUUUUUUAUCAAAUAAAGUAUAUAUAAUUUAA
Rotaria sp. Silwood1 is the source of this 1677-nucleotide messenger RNA. The record is from the annotation of a GenBank genome assembly. NCBI's taxonomy places the organism in Eukaryota, Metazoa, Rotifera, Eurotatoria, Philodinida, Philodinidae.